This is a messenger RNA of Trichomonas vaginalis G3, 450 nucleotides long. RefSeq names its product vesicle-mediated transport. NCBI's taxonomy places the organism in Eukaryota, Parabasalia, Trichomonadida, Trichomonadidae. Bases 1 to 450 code for a protein of 149 amino acids. The transcript has a single exon. Gene Ontology annotation, cellular component: membrane. Gene Ontology annotation, biological process: vesicle-mediated transport. The record is from RefSeq and is a predicted model, not a curated record.
AUGCCUAUUAUGGGUGGACUCGUGGAUCUCAUAAGUGAGCCAGAAGAAAAGGAUUGCCUCAAUCUCAGCUGGAAAGAGAGGAUUGUUGCCUCUAUUGUGUGCGGUUUCUUCUCUUUCUUUGCUGGAACAAUGUCUAUUUUCGCUAUUGCAUUAUUACGUAUCAGAAAGUUUGCGAUUUUGUUUGCAAUUAUGAAUUUGAUGUUAUUCUUAUCAUUAGGUUUCAUUAUCACUUUCAAAAAAUUAUUCUCAUCCUUAUUCCAGAAAGAUAGAAAAUAUGCAGCGAUUGGUUUAUUCGUAGGAAUGUUCAUUACAAUGUUUUUUGCAUUCGGAAAAGUAAGAUUGAUUGGUGUUAUUAUAGGUUUCGUUUUAGAAUUUGUUUCUUUCAUUUAUGUAGCUUUAUCUUAUUUACCAUUAGGCAGAGAACUCUUUGCCAAAAUUUUCCACUUUUAA